Molecule: messenger RNA, 282 nt
Organism: Cladophialophora yegresii CBS 114405
Lineage: Eukaryota; Fungi; Ascomycota; Eurotiomycetes; Chaetothyriales; Herpotrichiellaceae
Product: small nuclear ribonucleoprotein F
Exons: 4
Coding region: 1-282 (93 amino acids)
Biological process (GO): mRNA splicing, via spliceosome; spliceosomal snRNP assembly
Cellular component (GO): catalytic step 2 spliceosome; U1 snRNP
Molecular function (GO): RNA binding
Source: RefSeq, a predicted model, not a curated record
AUGAAUUUCACUCCUCUAAACCCACGGCCUUUGCUCCAGAGCUUGAUCAACGAGGAAGUCAUCAUCCGCUUAAAAUGGGGACAAACAGAAUACAAAGGCCGUCUCAUCAGCGUCGACUCGUACAUGAACAUCCAGCUCUCUAACACAGAGGAGUAUAUCGACAGGAAGCAUACCGGGACUUUGGGGCAAGUCCUCAUCAGAUGCAACAAUGUUUUGUGGAUCUCUGCUGCCAAGGGCGUCGAGAUGAACGGCGAAGGGCCCGACACCAAGAUGGAGGACUAG